This is a messenger RNA of Amphiprion ocellaris (clown anemonefish), 2288 nucleotides long. It is a transcript of the gene rgs9a, whose product is annotated as regulator of G protein signaling 9a. Gene Ontology annotation, biological process: regulation of G protein-coupled receptor signaling pathway; intracellular signal transduction; G protein-coupled receptor signaling pathway. Bases 153 to 1598 code for a protein of 481 amino acids. Lineage: Eukaryota; Metazoa; Chordata; Actinopteri; Pomacentridae. The transcript is spliced from 18 exons. The record is from RefSeq and is a predicted model, not a curated record.
UUAUAGGGGGGGCACCAAGCCAAACAGGUUGGGAACCACUGAUCUACAUCAUCUACAGUAUCUACAUCAUCUACAUCAUCUACAGCAUAUACAUCAUCUACAGCAUCUACAGCACCUACAUCAUCUACAGCAGUUUUCAUCCGUCUGCAAAUAUGACGAUCAGAACCGCCCGUCCGGACCGGGUUCAACACUUCCGACCCCGGAUGCACUGCCUCAAAAAGCUGGAAGCCAUGGUGGUGGAGAUGCAGGACCAGAAAAGUGGAGUUAAAGGCUCAGAGCAGAAACUCAACGUCACUACAAUCCCACAUGUCCUCACUGGGAAGGACAUCAUUGCAUGGAUUGCCAACAAGAUGAAGACCACUCCAGAAGAGGCUCAGACCUUCAGCACCAUGUUGGUGGCUUACGGCUACAUCUACCCUCUGCAGAACCACAAGAAGCUGGUCAUGUGCAAUGACUCCAGCCUCUACCGCUUCCAGACUCCGUACUUCUGGCCAACACAGAAAUGGUUUGCAGAGGACUCUGAUUAUGCCAUUUACCUGGCAAAGAGGAACAUCCGCAAGAAGGGCAUGCUGGAACCCUAUGAACAGGCCCAUUACAACCACCUCCAUGAAUGGCUCAACCACAAGUGGGACUUUAUUGUGAUGCAGGCGACUGAACAGUACAAGGCUGGUAAGGAGAGGAAGAAGCCUGAUCGUGUGGUGUUCGACUGCCAGGAAAGAGCUUAUUGGAUUGUUAACAAACCUCCGCGUCGGACUCACAGCGCUAUCGACUGUGGUCCAGAGAGACUUAUUGAUCCCAACACCGAUGAGAAAAUCACCUUUGACCAGUACAGACGCCAGAACAUGUUCUAUCAACAAGCCAUCAUGAGGUCCAAAGUGAAAUCCAGCGUUUCCCUCGGAGCGUUGGUUAAAUAUGUAACUACGUACAAAAACCAUGACCCGUUCCUGGCUCCAUGCCUCCCCAGCAACCCCUGGCAGACCGACCACGAUGCGUACUGGACUCUGAACAUGAGAAGGGUUGAUCUUCCCACUAAGAUGCGAGUCGAGCGCUGGUCCUUCAGUUUGUUCGAGCUUCUGAGUGACCUGCGAGGCCGAGACGAUUUCAAGAUUUUCCUGAAGAAGGAGUUCAGCGGUGAGAACUUGGCCUUCUGGGAAGCAGCUGAAGAACUGAAGUGGGGAACUGCAGCGUCCAUGACAGCAAAAGCCGAGACGAUCUUCAAGACCUUCCUAGCCCCCGGAGCUCCUCGCUGGAUCAACAUCGAUGGAAGGACUAUGGGUCUGACAGUUAAAGGUCUGGACCAUCCUCACCGCUAUGUUCUUGAAGCAGCUCAGACCCACGUCUUCCUACUCAUGAAGAAGGACACAUUCUUCCGUUACCUCAAGUCACCGGUGUACAAAGACAUCCAGAAGAAGGCUCUGAAUCCUGAGGCUCAUAACUUCAGUCCAGCCCAGCUGGAGCAAAACGCCAACAGCCGGAGUCCAGGCAUACAUCCCAUAAUACUCUGGCAGCAGGAGGAGGAGGAAAAGGCCAAAGCUGCUGCUGCCUCGGCUCCGGUGGACGUCAAGGCCAUGAUGAGCAAAAUAGACAGGAAGAAGUAACAAGCUUUACCAGGAAGCAGAGAGUCCAUCAGACGAGUCCAGAGAAAACAGAAAAGAAAUAAACUCAAAAGAGAGAAUAAGAAAAAAAACACUAAACAACUAUGCAGGAGUUUCCAGGACCUGUCAACUAAUCUGUAGAGUUUUCACGACAUUCACCUCAUAUUUGAUUAAAGAUUCUUCAGAAAGACAUUCUAAAUAUCAGAGAACUAGAAAGAGACAUGCCGUGAAUCUGUUCUGUACAACUCAAUGAAAUUUAGCUGAUCAUUACAUAUGACACUCUUAUUAUUAUUGUAUUUAAUAUUAUUAUUGCUGCUGUUAUUAAAGCAUUAGCUUUUUUGCAAAGCCAACAUUUUUUUACUAGAUGCAGAUUGAACAGUUAGUUGAGUUUUUUUAUGUAUGUUUCACCAUAAAUCUAACAAAAGAAGACACUGAAACACUCAUCUCAUGACUGUAUGUUAGAAAUACUGCAGCUGUUCUUGAUGUCUGCAGAGAAAAAUAUGACUUUAUAUUUACUAAAUGAUGUUCUACUGGUUCAAGAUGUACCACAGUUAUUACAGGGAAAUGUUCUUUAUGAAGUAUUUGUACAGUCUGUAAGCAACUUUACUAACAGAUUGUGUUUGUUAGGAUCCGUUCUGGUGACUUCUUCUGUAUAUUAUAAAUUAUAAAUAAAUUAUAAAUGACUGAAGACGA